UGCUCCAGUCUGUACUGGUGCCCAGCCGCCACAUCAACCUACCCGCUGCCACGUCCGUCAAACCUAUCGCCUGCACAGCAAAGCGGUCUCCUGCAGAAGAGCUCGCCUCCUCUGUGACGAACGCAACGAGGCGACCGCUCGGGCGACACCGUGUGGGAUCGGUCGCUCCACUCCCCGCAGGAUCGCGCAGACCCAACAAAAGCCGGCGGCGCAAGGGCGCAAACGAGAAGGGAAGCGCGGGAACGGGAGAAGGGAAGCGCGCGAACCAGGGCAGUGGAGGCGCGACGCAUGAAUAAGAGGAGAAGGCGGCGUACCCUCGUCCUCAGCCCACCGUCGACAUCAUCGAUUCGAGCUCUCCGUCCAAGGAAAUACCUAAAUGCACCUAUGUGGAGUGGGUUGACCCUGAAUGGCCUGCCACUCUGAAGAUGAGUCUAGCUAGGAUUUGGGGCAUGUAUGAAGAUGAGAACAAGCUAAGGCUCAGGCAGAAUGUAGUUAAUGCUAAAGAAACUUUAAGAUAUUGGGAGAGAAGGAAAAGAUGGAAAAAGAUCUGAGGUUUUUUAAACUAGAUUUUGCUAAGAUGGUGGCUGACAAGGAGCAGAAAAUUGUCCAAUUGGGCAGCACCCAACUUGCUCUUUCUGACCUAAAGCAAGAGCUUGAGAAGAAGAAGAUAUCUGAUAAAUCUACCACUAUCAUUCAUCAGGUGGUGAGGGCUAAGGCAGAGAAAGAGAGGGAUCAGAUGAUGCAAGAGAGGGACAAGUUGAUGCAAGAGAGGGACAAAUUGAAGGAAGAGAUGGACAAAGUGGUGUCACAGAGGGAUGAGUUGAAGAAGGAGAAGAAGAAACUAGAGUACAUGAUUGGUGAUUUAUUCAGGCAUAAGGAGGAGACCAAGAGCAAGAUAAGGAAGGUGAAGGAGAUCUUAGAUGAAUUUGAGUAAUUCAUUGUUGUUGUAAUGCCGCCUUAAGUUGGAGCUAUUAAUUAGUCAUACUUCUUUAUUGAACUUGGUUAAUUUGUAUGACAUAAUUAUCUGAUGCACUGAAUUUGUAUGACUGUUUUUAGUUAACUAAAUUUGUAUCACUAUUCUGAGUUAACUAAAUGUUCCAAAGUGUUAA
Aegilops tauschii subsp. strangulata is the source of this 1109-nucleotide messenger RNA. The record is from RefSeq and is a predicted model, not a curated record. NCBI's taxonomy places the organism in Eukaryota, Viridiplantae, Streptophyta, Magnoliopsida, Poales, Poaceae.